GGCGGCGCUGUCCGGCAGUGAGGUGGCUGCCGCCGGGCGGACAGGAGGGGCCGCUAUGAGGCUGCUCUUGCUGGCGUGCCUCCGAGCGCGGACCGGCAACGCGACCACCGCGGCCCGGAUACAGAAUCAUCUACAUGCUGCAGGUCACAUCUGUGUUCUUAAAGAUGCUUUCAUGUAUGAAAGUCAAACUGAAAUAGCAAAUCUAAUCUCCACAGACAAGUUUGAUGGAGCCCUGGCCAUUCAUCUUUAUAAAGGAGGCAGACUUCUGCAAGGUAGCAGAAUUCCUUUUGGAAUCAUCUUUGGUGGGACAGAUGUAAAUGAAGAUGUCAAAUGUGAAGAGAAACAUCGGGUAAUGGGAGCAGUGCUAGAAGAAGCCAGGUUUGCAGUGGCUUUCACGGUGAAAAUGAAGGAACUGGCAGCAGCAGAGUGGCCAGAUGCUAGGAAGAAAAUACAUGUCCAGACUCAAGGAAUUAAGACUACACCCAAGGAAACAUUUGACUGGUAUAGAUUUCUACAAAAUGCAGGUAUUCCUACAGAUACAGACAGUUUACAUGUUUUUCUCUUGAUAUGUGGACUUCGAAGAGUCAAAGACCCUCUGUAUUUAGUAGAUGUCUUUUCAGAUUGGCACAGAAAGGAUCCCAGCAUCCAUCUGGGCAUAAUUGGACCUGCAGUUGAUCCCCUUUUUACCAGUGAAGUUAAGGAAAAAGUUAAAAGGGCACCUGGAGUACACCUAUUACAGGAGAUGCCCCAAGAUGAUCUUCAUGCUGCUAUGAAAAGGUGCUUUGCUGUGGUGAACAGCUCCAUCUCAGAGGGGAUGUCUGCUGCAAUUCUGGAGGCAAUGGAUUUAAAUGUUCCAGUGCUGGCAAGGAACAUUCCUGGGAAUGCAGCAAUAAUAAAACAUAAAGAAACAGGACUGCUAUUUUCAAAUCCUCAGGAGUUUGUUGUGCUGUCCAAGAGUUUGAUGAAUGACCCCAUUAUGGAAAAAGAAAUUGUAACAAAAGCCAAAGACUACAUGAAGAAACAUCAUUCAUGGGAAAGUGAAAGAAAAGCCUAUGAGAACCUUGUCCUAAGACUUCAAUGAAUUGCAAGACCACAGUUGAUAUCCACCAAUCUAUGUAAAGCACUGUAAUGGAGGAUGUACAAUUAGAUCUGGGUUUCUCUUGGUUUCUUUUUUGAAGAGAUAAUAAGACAUGCAUUAAUAUUCUGUUCAAACAUACCAACAUCACAGCAGUUGUCUGCUAUUCAAACUCAGAAUUUAUCUAAUUCAGCACACUGUCUCUAGUGUACCAGUUCAUCACAGACCAGUAUCAUUUUGUAAGAUCACAUAGGAGAAGUAUACUCUUUGAACAGUUUUUAUUGUUGUAAGGCCUCAAAGGGAAGAUUUCUUGUAUACAGUGGAGCACACCACCACAUAGAGCCCCCAUUACUGUUCUAAUCGUACUGCAUCCUAACCAAACUGCAACGUCAGUUUUCUUUCCAAUUAUACCAGUCUGAAUGUAUUAGGUACAUUUGACAUGCACAUAUAUGUUCAGAAAGCCAAGAUUAGUUAUAUAAGCAGAGUAUAAAAUUAUUAGGAUGAAAGCUUGCUUGAGACUGAAAGAUCAACAUUUGUAUUGACCGAAUAAUGAUCUACAGUCAUAUAAUGACUGCAUACUUGCCAAAAAGCAAACAAGAGUGUUGCUGCUUGAGAAGAGUGAGGAGCAUAGGGCAUGUUUUGUACUGCCCUCUGGUUACCUGAACUGCUCUCAGGUUAGCUGAUGUGACCAAACUAUCCUGUGCUUGCCUCUUCUCUUGGAACCAGAACAGGAAGGCUGGCACAGCACCUGCAGCCAUACAUGGCUUCAGAUUCCAGAACUGCACAGCACUGCCUACAGCAGCAAGAUGUGCUUGCAGACAGAGAUGCUUUGUUACAUGAACUACCUCUUAGUUUGCCAGUUUUGUUGGUACCUCUGUGAUUUAUAUAAAUCUACUAAAAGAUUUAUGAAACCUGUGAAAAGGGAAUGGGGGGUUAGGGGUAUUUUCAAUUUACUAUGUAUUUCGGUACUGUUUGUUCUCAUCUGUGGCUUUCAGAAUAUAUUGCAAUAUACUGUAGCAGGCUGUUUUUAAGUCAGACUUACCUGGGUUUGAAGUCCAUACUAAUUAUUCCUUCCAGCUUGGUGCAUCUGGACAGAUCUUUGAACCUGUAACUGGUCAAAGGAUUUACAUUUACAGAAAACAAACCAACAGAAAAGGUCAUAUUUUUAACUACUUGUUAUUAGGAAACUCUUUGCUUUGUAUAGGCUUGAUCCUGCCAAUUAAAACCAGUGAGAUGUUUCCUACUGA
Messenger RNA from Melopsittacus undulatus (budgerigar), 2322 nucleotides. It is a transcript of the gene GLT1D1, whose product is annotated as glycosyltransferase 1 domain containing 1. The coding region runs from base 56 to 1081 and encodes 341 amino acids. Gene Ontology annotation, molecular function: glycosyltransferase activity. The record is from RefSeq and is a predicted model, not a curated record. NCBI's taxonomy places the organism in Eukaryota, Metazoa, Chordata, Aves, Psittaciformes, Psittaculidae. The transcript is spliced from 12 exons.